Messenger RNA from Nerophis lumbriciformis (worm pipefish), 902 nucleotides. It is a transcript of the gene gcsha, whose product is annotated as glycine cleavage system protein H (aminomethyl carrier), a. Gene Ontology annotation, biological process: protein lipoylation; glycine decarboxylation via glycine cleavage system. Gene Ontology annotation, cellular component: cytoplasm; mitochondrion; glycine cleavage complex. Lineage: Eukaryota; Metazoa; Chordata; Actinopteri; Syngnathiformes; Syngnathidae. The record is from RefSeq and is a predicted model, not a curated record.
GCGUCAGAAUGUUGCGUCAUCACUCGCGGCGACAGACGAAGAAGAAAUAUGUCUGCUUGUCGAUUCUUCCGCUGCUUGUCUUCUAACUUUCCCAGCGCCUUUCCUUCACUAACACACGCUUCUCAUCGACUGUGUCCCAAAGCCUUCAUUCGGAGAAGUGUUUCCUCGUCGAGUCCAUCCUUAGCAGCGCUUAAAUUCACAGACAAGCACGAGUGGAUCCGGGUGGAGGAUGAUGGUGUUGGCACGGUGGGAAUCAGCAGCUUUGCUCAGGAAGCUUUGGGAGAUGUGGUCUACUGUGGAUUACCUGAGGUGGGGACGCAGCUGGCCCAGCAAGAUGAAUUUGGAGCUCUGGAAAGUGUCAAGGCUGCCAGUGAGCUGUUUUCUCCCCUGACUGGAGAGGUGGUAGAAGUAAACUCACUGCUGGCUGACAAACCGGGCCUGGUCAACAAAUCCUGCUACAAAGAUGGUUGGUUAAUGAAGAUGACCAUUGCCAAGCCCUCUGAGCUGGACUCUCUGAUGGACGAGGCAGCAUAUGAGCGAUACGUCCGCUCCAUAGAGGACUAAUUGAAUCCCUCUCCCCGAGUUUUCCUCUUCAGAUAACACUGGAAGGCAGUGUCUUUUUACAUCACCUUGAAACUGCGGUGCCACUUUGCUGCCCUGCCAGUGUUGUGCAAAUGUGAGCCUUAGGGAUCCUUUUAAAGGUGCUGAUCAAGAAACUUGCUUUAGGGAGCAACCAACGUUGAGUUUUUGCAGCAUCGACCCCCUCCUCAAAACAGGUGAGACUGGCACUCGAGUCAAUAUAAUUGUUCCAACAUAUUUCAGUCCUGGGGAAAAGCACUUUGAUUUGUAUGAUAUCAUCCAUGUCUGUUGAUGAUCUUUACAAUAAACACCAUUCAACUGUU